UUAGAGCAAAGUUUGUUAAGACUUUUGUUCUCAUGGCUCUGGAGGAAAUGAGUCGGUACGGAUGACCCCGAGGCAAUGUUUUUCAACAGAAGUGAAGAAAUCACUAGCGUAACGUCACAAAUGUGAUUUCCUAUGUUUCACAGGAUACAAAAUUACGGCUUUUGUUCGGUUACAAGGUUGACAUAUCGAAACCGGGAGGUGUAGUAGGCUUGAUCUUCCAACUGUUACUAUUUACCGACGACAGUGCACAACUGGAUAACCUGUUUUUGAUUCUGUGAUUGUGUUACGGGCCGCUAAGACUACAUUUACUCUUUUGCAACGACUACGAUGUCCAAAGCAAGUUUUUGUGUACAAAAACAAUGGACCAUAGGGAUAACACUGGUUUUCGUCUUGAGCUUUAUCUCUUUUAAAGUGGAAAGCCAGUCUUGCCAUGGAGCAUAUGAUCUUUACUUUGUGUUGGAUAGGUCGGGGAGUGUUGGACAAGACUGGAGAGAGAUUUACCUCUUCGUUAAGAACCUCACUGAGCGGUUUGUGAGCCCUAGCUUGAGAGUAUCCUUCAUUGUAUUCUCAUCUCAGGCCGAGGUCAUGCUACCUCUAACUGGAGACAGUUAUCAAAUUGAAGAGGGUCUGAAGCGACUAAGCGAAGUGAAACCAGCCGGUGAUACCUACAUGCACGAAGGAUUCAAAAUGGCUACAGGACAGAUGAAGGCCCAGACCCAGAAGUCCUCCAGUAUCAUAGUGGCUCUGACGGACGGGAAGCUCAGUCCUUUCAUUCUGGAGCUCACAACAAAGGAGGCUAACGAAGCAAGAAUGCAAGGCGCUCGGGUAUACUGCGUUGGCAUCAAGGACUUUGAUGAAAGUCAGCUGGCGGACGUUGCAGACUCCAGGGCCUAUGUGUUUGCAGUGCACGGAGGCUUCAAGGCCCUCAAAGACAUCGUCACCUCAAUCCUGAAGAAAUCAUGCACAGAGAUCCUCAGCGUUGAGCCCUCCAGUGUGUGUGCCAACCAGUCCUUUGACAUCGUAGUGAGGGGGAAUGGCUUCACGCUGGGCCGAGCCAAGGAUGGAGCCCGGUGCCGCUUCAAGGUCAAAGGCAACACUUAUGAUGAGGUGCCCAGUGUGGUGAGAGAUGAUUACGUGCUCUGUCCAGCGCCGAUGCUACAGGAAGUGGGAGAGUCCAUGGAAAUCCUUAUCAGCCUCAAUGGCGGCAAGUCCUUCAUCUCCAGUGCCUUCACUAUCUAUGUCACCACCUGUUCGAGUGGUUGGGUGGUGUUUAUUGUGUUCCUGGUGCUGCUGCUGCUGGCUGCCCUGGCCUUCAUGUGGUGGUUCUGGCCGCUCUGCUGCACCGUGGUCAUCAAAGAUCCCCCGCCUCGACCAGCCCCUCCUCCUCCACCUCCACCAGAGGAGGACCUCUCGCCCAAGAAGAAGUGGCCGACUGUGGACGCCUCCUACUACGGAGGCAGAGGUGCCGGGGGCAUCAAACGCAUGGAGGUACGCUGGGGUGAGAAAGGUUCCACAGAGGAGGGGGCUCGGCUGGAGAUGGCCAAGAAUGCGGUGGUGACGGUGAAUGAGGAGGCGGAGGAGCCCAUGAUGAAAAAGCCAAAAAGGCCUCCAACCUCCCCCCACACAGAGUCCAAAUGGUACACGCCAAUCAAGGGUCGUCUGGAUGCACUAUGGGCUCUACUUAAGCGACAGUAUGACCGAGUGUCCCUGAUGAGGCCCACGUCUGCUGAAAAGGGACGUUGUAUGAAAUUCAACCGGGUCCCACAUUAGAAGAAGAUUUUGUGCAUCCACACACUCACAGUGAGCAGGAAGAUGGGAUGAGGAGGAAUAGGAGGUUUCUGAAGACUUUGUGGUUCAUUCAAUCACCACUGUACUUUAACUUCUGUCCAAAUUGUGCACAACGUGGACUCUUUCAACCUCAAUCUGUGUGCCUUGGUUGUGUUCUAAUGUAGUUAUAUGCUCCAAAUCAUUGUAAAAAAAGAAAAAGAAAAAAAAGCAGAAACAGCUUUACAAGGGUGGGUUCUUUUUUAUAUGUAUAUUUUAUUUUUAUUUUUUUUACUUUUCCCUGAAGAUUACCCAAGUGCAUUAUUGUGCCGGAUCCGGUUAGCUUUUUGUGCGCAGUGAUGGCUUAACAUAUUCCGACCAUAUUGCUCCUUCUGUGGAAAAAAAACUAAUUUUAUGGACACAGACGGAAGCUAUUUGGAAAAAAAAGAGAGAGAGAAACUGAGAAGAGGAACAAGAGAGAGGGAAAGAGAGAGGGGGGGAGAGAGAGAGCAAGAGAGGCUGUUUGCCGUUGGCGUGGAGGGAGAGUUAAUCCCAGUGGGGCUGGCGAGUGAGAGCAGAAGUCCAGUGCCUCUUGGCUACAUGUCUUCACACAAUCCCUCCUCUCCAAGCGCAGUCCGUCUCACUGCCUACUGCCCGCUGGCCCGCCGGCCUGGACGCCUGUUUGCCUGGCGGGAGGCCUGUGACUGCCGAUCUUGUCAUUUUAACACUGAGAAGUGCACACGCAUGACAAACUGGAGGAGUGGACGCCCCCAAGGUAGUGGCAGCAGUGGGACUUCGCCCCUUUCGCGUUUUUUUUUUUUUUUUUUUCUCGCAAGACACCUUUUUUCCUCUUUCAUUAUGUUCUCGGGACAGGAAAAAUUAAUAGAGCGUUACUCCCCCGCGAGAGACAGGCCACCCCCGCGAGCAAACACGGGGCCCGGGCUACGUUCAGAGCGACGGGUGCGUCAGGACCUUGACACGACGGUUGGUGCUAACCCCCCCCCCCCCCCCACCACCACCACCACCACCACCACCACCACCACCCAACCCAGCACACACCCCCUACUGCAGUGAGCCUCCGCCUCCCCGAUGCACAGGGCAUCACUCCCAAUAAGCAUUCCCAUCAGUUACGAGUUCUUUAAAGACAUAGAUACAGCUGUCUCAACACUGCCGGACUCGCCAUAUCACAUCUCCAAGGCCUUUCUCUUCCUCUCACUCUCUUUCUCCAUCCCUCUCUCUCUAUCUCUCUACUUUCUCUCUCUCUCUUUCUCUCGCUCUUUGGAGUCACAACUCACUAAUUCUCCCUGCAUGAGAAUAUCAGAGUUUAAUUAAAAUAAUUAAAGACAGCAGCAAGCAGCAGCCUGUGAAGAUCUGCCUCAUCCCGUCUCUUAUGCCUUCUGACAUUGAAUGACCUAUUACUGUUGUGCCGUGCGUUCUCCACAACCAAAUGGCAGGGGUGUCCGAGCGCUCCGAAACAGGGAGAGAGCAGGAGAUGUGGACGGAGAAGCAUUGUUCAUUUCCAGAAAUCACCACACCCACACACAGACACACACACACACACACACACACACGCUAGUGCACACACAUAGAAAAACACCCCAAAUGCAUGGCACGAUAUGUUUAUUGUUAGAAUGUCUGAAACGUACUGUCAGGACAGGGCCGUAUAGGCGUGUGAGUGAAAGCGGAAAACUCACAGGGGGGAGGACAGGCUGGGGUGGUGUUUGGGAUGGGUCGGGGGGGGGGGGGGUGUAGCAGCUGAGGGGAAAGGCUCGAACGAUCCAGUCACUUUCGAUAGGCUACUUCAGAUGCGAAAUGGAUAUUGGAGUGGAAAUCUGACAAAGCGCGCGAGGCCUUGACGGGAAGUGGUAUAGACAAUGACCAGUGGCGGGGUCAGUGGGACGUCUCCGCGCAAGCGGGGAAGCUUAUCAAAUGACACUAAAAAUAAGUUCAGCAACCAUCAAGUUUGAGGGGGGACGCCGGGCGGGCGCGUGGGCAAGCGGGCGUGUGGGCGCACCCAUCCCCAUCCCUGCGUUUGGGUUGGUGGGCAUGCAAGUGCGAGGCGGAGGGAGGGAGGGAGCGAGCGAGCACGGCCAUCUAAUUAUUCCUUUGUUGUGUUCCGUCACAAUGUCAAGGGACGUACAUAAUUCCUUUGGCCAAAUAUCAACUCCAUACAAUGUUGUGAAAUAUUUUUCUCAUUUUUUUUUAUCUCCUGCAUAGACAUUGUUACAUUUGGCUCAUCCAUUUGUGUGAGUGUGUGUGUAUGUGUGUGUGUGUGUUUUGGAGAGGUAGAUAGUGCACAUGCUUCUAGUAUAUUUUCUGUGAAACCAGAGAAGUGUUACUAACCCUUCCUAAUGAGAUAUUUACAUAGUGGUCACAACACAGCUUUUCACCCUAAUAACUCAUCACAUGAAAUUUAACAGCAAUUUAUCAAACUAGCCAUCUCCAAAAUGGACACGCGGAGAUGAUGGACUGUCUCAUCUCUCUGUGUGUGUCUCUCUCUGGCUUACUCUCAUUAUUUGUGUUUUUAUACUGCUCUUUUUUGUUAAUAUUAUUGUUUUGUGUCUUACAUUCAUGCACAUUUGCAUUUUUAUAAAAAAAUUUCAGGAUCAAUUGUAAUUAUUUUUGUUUUAUUUUUUAACUGAGUUUUUGUUAAGGUACAUUCGUGUGCACCAGAAUUGUUGAGCUCAAUGUUUGAUCUUCUAAAUGGUCUUGGCAAUUGUCUUUUUUUCUAAAGAAUGAAAAUAAAUAUAUACUUUGCCUAGAAAUUAAAUAUAUAUUACUAUUCAGCCACAUGGAAGUCCCAAAGUUAUUUAAUUUAAUUAAUUUUCCCUGUAAAGGAUGUCAUGUACAAUAUUGACAUUGAAUGUCUAAUUUGCAAAUCUUACCAUUUGUAAAUGUAAUAUAUAUUUGCACAAAAUAAUUACUGUUUUUUUUUUUACAUGAAAUGAAAAAACUAAAAACAGCUAUGUCAAAAAUUGUAGCACAUUACUGGAGUGUAAUGUUUAAAAUUGUCCAAAUGUUAAUAGAAUGUUAAAAGAACUCAUUUGUCUUGUUAUGCACUGUUUUUUAUAUAAUAAUAAAAUAUCAUUAC
Alosa sapidissima (American shad) is the source of this 4855-nucleotide messenger RNA. RefSeq names its product ANTXR cell adhesion molecule 2a (gene antxr2a). Gene Ontology annotation, molecular function: signaling receptor activity. The record is from RefSeq and is a predicted model, not a curated record. The coding region runs from base 328 to 1770 and encodes 480 amino acids. Gene Ontology annotation, cellular component: membrane. The transcript has 17 exons. NCBI's taxonomy places the organism in Eukaryota, Metazoa, Chordata, Actinopteri, Clupeiformes, Clupeidae.